AUGAAAUCAGUUGCACGCAACCAUGUUUGGUGGAAGAACAUUGACGAAGACCUUGAUUCGUUAGUGAAAUCUUGUGGCGGCUGUGCGCGUAACAAAUCCAGCUCAACAGAAGCUCCAAUACACCCAUGGGAGUUUCCCAAAAAGCCUUGGAGCAGAGUACACAUAGACUUCGCGGGACCAUUUCAAGGACAUAUGUACUUUGUUGCAGUAGAUGCUUAUUCUAAAUGGCCGGUCGUUAAAAUAAUGCACAAAACUACUGCUACGCAUACAGUAGAGGUAUUGCGCGCUAUCUUUGCGAACUGUGGCAUCUGUGACGAGAUAGUCUGCGAUAAUGGACCACAAUUCGUGAGUGAUGAGUUUCGAUCAUUUCUUGUGAAAAACUGUGUUAAGGUUAGAUAUAGUGCACCUUAUCAUCCAAAAACAAACGGUUUGGCCGAACGCUUUGUGCAAAGUAUGAAACAAGCUCUUAGAGCCGCGAAAAAUGACCAAGGGACUGUUCAAACCAAGUUAUCCAGGUUUCUACUUGCUUAUAGGAAUGCUGAACACCAGACUACAAGAACAAGUCCUGCAAGUUUAUUUUAUGGUCGAAAUUUGUCUACCAGACUUGAUAAAAUGAAACCUAGUCUAGAAAAGAGGGUUGAAAGUCAACAAUCUGCAAUGCGUAGAAGCACAAGGGAUCGUAAUUUUGACAUUGGAGAUAAUGUGACUGUACGUGAUUAUAAGAAGGACCAGGAUAAAUGGAUUCCGGGGACGAUUAGUAGUAGAACAGGACCAGUUUCUUAUCGUGUAGAGAUCGCACCUGGAGUUACAUGGCGGCGUCACGCUGAUCAGAUACGUAGUUCGAACUUGGGACUCUCAUCAGAUCACUCAGUGUCAGAUUCAUCUGUUGUAAAGGCAUCGAUAUUUGAAAAUGACAAUAAACCAGUUUCUGAACAGUCAUCGUCUAGUCAGUCGUCAUCUAGUCUGUCGUCGUGUAGUCAGUCGUCAUCUAGUCAGUCGUCGUGUAGUCAGUCGUCAUCUAGUCAGUCGUCGUGUACUCAGUCAUCGUCUAGUGAAACAUCAGUCAGUGAUAAGAGAACAUCAGUUGUCGAGGUACCCAAGUCUGAGGACAUAACCAUUUCGGAGAAGCGUUACCCUACAAGAAACCGUAAAAAAGUUGAAAAACUAAAUUUGUGA
Molecule: messenger RNA, 1176 nt
Organism: Mercenaria mercenaria
Lineage: Eukaryota; Metazoa; Mollusca; Bivalvia; Venerida; Veneridae
Exons: 1
Coding region: 1-1176 (391 amino acids)
Biological process (GO): DNA integration
Molecular function (GO): nucleic acid binding
Source: RefSeq, a predicted model, not a curated record